Molecule: messenger RNA, 1320 nt
Organism: Didymella exigua CBS 183.55
Lineage: Eukaryota; Fungi; Ascomycota; Dothideomycetes; Pleosporales; Didymellaceae
Product: P-loop containing nucleoside triphosphate hydrolase protein
Exons: 1
Coding region: 171-1064 (297 amino acids)
Cellular component (GO): cytoplasm
Molecular function (GO): ATP binding; kinase activity
Source: RefSeq, a predicted model, not a curated record
CGGGCUUUCUCCGUCCGCGAUGCCUUCACUCCGGACUUUGAAGCAAGAGCAAUCACACUCUGAGACAUACAAGGCAGUACUGAGCUCGCUGGGUUCAUACAUCUAUCGUUGUUGCACUGAGUCCCCAUGAGCAUCUCAUCCUUUUCUGCAGCCUUCGAAUUUACCCCGCAAUGUCUGCACUGGAAUCGAACAUCAGGAGGGCGCUCGAUGUGUUAUUGCCAAAAAUCAAAGAGCAACACGAAAAAUCAUUAAAACCUAUCAUACUUGGUAUCACGGGGCUUCAAGGGUCCGGAAAGUCAACAUGGGCUUCAAAGAUUGUGGAGAUCCUCACAACUGAGCAUCAGCUCAACACCAUUACUGUGUCACUGGACGACUUCUACAAGACACAUGACAGCCUUGUGUCACAAAGAGAUCAAGACCCGAAAAAUGGCCUGUAUCGUGUGCGAGGCCAGCCAGGCACACACGACGAGCAACUGGCUGCGGAGUUCUUCAAACAUUUAGAAGCGUAUAGCGGGAAGGGCGAGCUGAAGAUACCAAGUUUCGACAAGAGUAAAUUUCGUGGUGAGGGCGAUCGAGCACCUGAAACAGAGUGGCACUCAGUUUUACGGAAGCCUGAUGUCGUAGUCUUCGAAGGCUGGUGCGUUGGCUUCCAGCCUCUUCUAGUUCCUGCGAUCGAGGAGAAGUAUUCACAAGCGCUCGCCGGAAGACUGCCCAUCAACACACCCGCACAACAUGAAUUGUCACACUUACUGGAAGUCAACGAUAACCUGAGAAGAUACUGCGAUGCGUUCAUGGGUCCUCAGCAUUUCGACUUCUUCGUCCACAUAGACACCAGCGAUCUGCACAAUGUGUACAUCUGGCGCCUGGAGCAAGAACACAAGAUGAUUGCUACAAAAGGCUCGGGGAUGUCAGAUGAUCAGGUUAAUGCCUUCAUCGACGGUUAUAUGCCGAGCUACGAGAUAUACUUGGACACGCUGAGGCAGGGGCUCUUCAGUGAUGGAGGCAGAAUGGUCAGGGUCAUUCUUGACAGGCAAAGAAGCGUGGAAAGGGUGGAGGAGCUAUGAGGCCGAUGAAUGAUUUAGAAGGGGUGAAAAAUAACCAUACGGCUGUAGCAAGUCGCUGAUCUAGCAGUGUUUAGGAACCACAAGAGGCAAAGUCUUAGACAUUGCUCGAGAAAGAUGGUUCAAAUAACAAUUUCUUACUCGCGCGCCCGACUUCCACGCUCUAAGUGAAUGCAGGCAUCCGCGGAACAAACGACGCCUUGUCUUUCACUACGCAGUAUUUUCUAUUUCUAAAAUCCUAAAAACAUCUUAAGACGAU